GAAAAAUAGUUGGCGCGCGCGUGUGCUUCUCUCGCAAUUUUCUUCUGCUAUUUUUUCGCUCAAAAGAAACGAAGAAAAAGAAUUCAAUUAAAAUAAAACUGAUUUUGUGGUGUUUGGCAGUGAAAAAACAUAUAUUUUUUAUUAUUUAUUUAUUAUUAAAUUUAUCUUUUAAAACUUUGUUGCUUAAAACAUUGAAAAUACUUAAGAUUAAAGCUUUAAAAUUCAAACACAAAAAGAAAAAAAUUCCCUCCAAAAGUCGCAACUCAAUUCGCCAAAGAAGAAAAGAAAAGAUUUUGAUUUUUCUGCUGGAUGUGGAUUCUUUGAUUGGCGCGCAUAGAAACGACGGCGACGACAACGACGACGGAAGAAGAAAAAACUUAUUGACUCUCGACUUGAGUGAUUCUGGCGACUCCACCUCGCUGCUCGGUUAGCAGAGCAUCCAUCAGCGGUUGGUUGAGGUUGGAUAAACUUCCGUCUUUGGAUUUUGAUUGAGGAGAAGAAUCUUCCAGACAAGAUGCCGAUUUGCAAACGUGAAGGAUUCGAGAAUUUCUCAGAGAAUAAUAACUCCAAAAAGCGGAACACAUUCCAUGACAAUGAAAAGGUCUUCUAUUGCGAGACCACAAAGCAGAUAUUCCGCGACUAUGAAGAUUACUUUCGUCACGUGAUGGUAAUAAAUUCCACAAUUUGGCAAUGUGAAGUAACAAAACGUGAAAACCUAACAUACGCGGAAGCGGUAAAAAGUGAACGACGAGCAUUGAAAAAACGGGAGCAAUUCAAAGAUCAUCUGCGGCCUAUAGUGUUGCUGCUGAUAGAACAAGCACAACAGUCUUCUAUGAAAACCUUAUGCCGCCUUGUAUAUCAAUUUAUACGCCCGCGUUACUUUAUAAAUGAGGAAGUAGAAGCAACUCUCAACAAAUCAUCGUGGAAUAAGUAUGCAAUCAACAGUAUUGCUCCCACAUCACCUUCCAAAUCACAACCCGAAGGCUUCGUCUACGAUCCCACUCAUCUAAUGUAUACGGUGCGAAAAGUCGAUGGCACGAAUCGUGGAUCGGAGCAUCAAAUGCCCCAUGAUCAUGUUCGCCGGCCCAAGAUGACAUUCGGUCAUGAUAGCUUAAGAAUGUACAUCGAAGACAACGUUGUCAGGGUGGAGGGUAUUCUGAGGCCCAAGCCGGAUUCCUACAAAAAAUAUAUAACCGAUAGGAAACUCACAUUUGCCAAGAUAUUCAUUGGAAAUCUGCCUAAAUUCGAACCCAGUCGAAUCAAAAAUAUGGACAAGAAGCAGUCGACAAUGUCAAAGUAUUUGACUAAGAAUGGAUCCGGCAACGUGCCCAUGACGGCAGCAGAACUUGCUGUGGAAGAAGCCGCACGCGAGGAGCGCGCCAAAAACCUAAUCAAAGAAAUGGAACGCGUGCGAAAGGAGAAGGAGGAAAAGCAGGCGGAGUUGGAGCGUAAAAAAGCAGAGCGUCUGGCAAAGAUCGACGAGGAAGCCCAGGUGUUGUCCAAGAAAACCGACGACCUCGAGCGAUUCGACCAGAAACCACUGCCCAAGUUCCAAACGGUCACUACAACUAUCCCCACAAAAUACUUCGGCGAUGCUAUUGUUGUGAAUGAGUUCAUGCAUUCGUUUUCGCCAAUCCUCAGCGGCAACAACGUCUUCAGAAAUAAAAUCAGUUUCUUGGAGCUGACGAGGGCCUUCACAACCAGAGAAGUUGUGGGUCCUCUCAGCGACAUAAUUCUGAUCUUGGUAGGCACUAUUUUCGGUCUGCAGCAGGAGGAGGAGUCUGAGUGUGCCGUGGAGUAUGCCCGAGUGAAGCAUUACGGUCAGCAGCCGUUCCAGACCAUCGAUGAGGCCACCGAAACACACGAAUUCGUGAAGCGUCAUUUCUCGUUUAAGCUCAACCAACUGCCCCUGGAUGCUCACACCAUCAGCGAGGUACUGCGUCUACAUUUGCUCUCAUCUGGGGCUAAUGUCAGUGAGAGGGCGGAACGCUACCGUUUAACCUACCGCAACGGCUACUAUUCGAGCGAAGACCCCGGCCUGGUGUUCCGGAUGCAGCAACCGCAUGUGCUGCGUGCGUUGAAGAUGUACACAAUCUAUCAGCUGCCAAUGCUUGAGAUAUUCAGGAUUAUAAACACACUCAUAGCUCAGAUCCUCAGUUACUCUUCGACCAUAAAUCUCAUCGAGGAGCGUAUGGAAGCCACAGCGAAGGCCAAACUAGAGUUGAAGGCUCUCGUGUCCGCCGAGAGGCAGCGUGCUCUUGGUGUCGAGGCCGAACGCAAGAAGCUAGUUGCCGAAUAUGCUGCCCAGUCGCUAGAGAAUCCCACAGAAGCUAAAAUGCUAGAAGAGAAGCUGAACAAGAAAGUUGCCGAGAUGCUGUCGUUGAGCGCUCGCGAAAAGCGCAAAUUCGAAACACAAUUGGAGAAGCUCCACAGCAGUAUGUUUGACUACAUGGUCUUUCUGGGAAGAGACCGCGCCUACAGAAAGUAUUAUGUCCUUGAGUCGAUUCCGGGGGUUUUUGUUGAGCAUCCCCUCGACUCGUUAGACGUGUGUCUGGAAACCCCACCCAAGAACGUCCCCCAUCUGGUGGGUUGUCCAAAGGGCCUAAAGGAAAUCCGAACUCAUUUAACAAAAAUCUAUGCCGAUGAAUCUAAGAAAAGGAAACAACAGAAGUCCAAGACACCUGUUCCCAGUAGUGCCACGACCGCCACUGCCGCAACCGAUGGAUCCACAGCUCAAGACAAUAAGGAGAACAAAGAAAAUCAAGCUGUCCUAAAUGGUGACGUCAAGCUUAAUGGCGAUGCCACAAAGAUGGAAGUAGACGGCGAGGUAGAGCCAGAUCCUGUUGUCAAUCCGCCAGAGCCUCCCACGCAAUACGAACUGCUGAUGUGUACAGGCGACCCUAAGAACUGCUUUGUACACGACCCAAAGAAUCCAGAUCAGCAAAGGUGGGCAUACUUUUUCAAGGAGGAGGACAUCGAUGCUGUCAUCAAUGGCUUGAACAGCCUCGGCGAGCGGGAGAGCCAGUUGAAGGAUAAUCUGAUAACUAUGCGGGAGUUAAUUGUGCGGCACACCAAGAAGUGCCCCUCCGACAUGUUGUCCAUGAAUAACACCUCACAAUUUUCCCGAUUCAAACUGCAUAUAAAGAAUGAGACCAAGAAGAAGUACAAUGCUGCCAAUUUUGGAUUCCCAGAUGAUCACGAUUUAAAUGAGGUGAUGUAUGCCAUGCUCGUGGAUCGAAUUCUUCAACUGGAAAUGGACAUCACGUCUGGUGAUUUGGGAAAACUCAAAGUAAAGAAUAUCGAAAAAUGGCGCGAGGAUAUUCAAAACAACACCUACGAUCCACAAGGCGAGCUCGCCUGGGGUUGGAGUGCUGACCAAAUAAAGAAACCCUUCAAAGAUCCCGGCGCAAGUUUGGGUGAGACUUUGGAAAUCGAUUCGGAAGACAGCGCCGACGAAGGUAUAUCCCUGCACGAUUCUACUUUACUCCGCCAAUGCGUAAAGAAUCUGGCCUCGGCUCUGUUGCAAAUCGAACAGGGUAUUGAGCAGAAGUUCAUGAAGGAGCCAUUCGGUGUUAAAAAUAACGUCUACGAUAAGAAAUCCGAGCCGUUGUUGGAGAAGGGUCGGGAGCGUCUUAAGGAUUGGGAAGUGUCGCUUUUGCAUUCUACAAGUUACUCUCAAGUUUUUCUGCAUUUGAAUAUCCUGCAUAGUGCCAUAAAGUGGCAGCGAUCCACAAACAAGUCGCUCUGUGCGAUUUGUCGCCGUGGAACGGAUCCUGAUAAGAUGUUACUCUGUGAUGAGUGUAAUGCCGGUACACAUAUGUUCUGCAUGAAACCGAAAAUGAAGACAGUUCCUGAGGGUAACUGGUAUUGCCUGAAGUGUGUCAAUACUUUGGGGUUGUCGAAUGAACCCAAGAGGAGUACACGGAAGAGAGCUUUUAUAAUGUACGAUGAAGAGAACGAAGCCAGCGUGGACUCUUCUCAGUCGAGCAGUCGUAGACAGAGCAGGCAAAGGCGAAGUAGGGAGGAGGAAGUGGGAGUAGUGGAAGAAGAACUGGACAACGAUGAUGAAGUUUUGGAUGAUGAGGAAGAUGGCGAUGGCGACGAUGCCGGUGAGGAGGAGCAAGCUGAGGAAAAUGGUCUGGGAGAAGAAGAAGAGGAGGCUGAUGAGGACGAGCACCAAGAAAUGGAUACAACAGAGUGCGGCGAAAAGACGAUUGGGGAAUCAACUUACAUGGAAGAUGAAAGUUCCAGCGAGGAGGAAGAUAUUUGUGCAGUCUGUUCAUAUGAUGGCGGCGAGAUUUCUUGUACUGGAUGCAAGUCAGUGUAUCAUUUGGAUUGUGCAGAAUUGAAACGAGCACCUCGCAAUAGUUGGAAUUGCAAAACCUGCCGAAAAGAACCAAUGAAAAAACGCAAGAGCAAACAAAACGAUUCAUCGGCAGAAGAUGAAGACUCCGAUCAACCCUUAGUCAAACGUGCUCGUUCAUCAACCAGCAGCGGUAGCAAGCGUUCGUCUGUUCGCAAUUCAAUGCACGACAGUUUCAAUAGCAAUGGAACUGCUGAUGAUUCAAUUCGUUCCAAUAACAACAACAAUCGACGUCGACGAGCUGGCGAAAAUCUUCCACUAAACAGCUCCUUGCUGUACGAACUUCUAAAUGACAUUAUGAAAAAUGAAAACUCCUGGCCAUUCCUAAGACCCGUCACACAUUCUGAAGUUCCUGAUUAUCAUACGAUAAUAAAAGAACCCAUGGACUUUGCCAAAGUCAAAUCAAAGCUCAAUAUGGGCAAGUAUACGAUUAACGAAGAACUUCUUAAGGACAUUGAAUUGGUCUUUAAAAACUGUGACAUUUACAAUCAGGAGGGAAAUGAAAUUUAUGAAGCUGGAAGUGCAUUGGAAAAAUUCGUUAUGCAGCAAUGUAAGGAACGAAAUCUACCCUUUCAACCGAGUGACAUGAAUCGAUUAUGAGCCAACGAGCCCAGUGCUAUGGAGUCAUCUUCUUCUCCUAACACUGAAAACACCCAAAAGGAAAAGCCCCAACAAAAUUACAAGAUGUUUUUUAUUUAGUCAAUGCAAAUUGAAACAUAUAUGUAUGUACAUCCAAUAUUUUGAGAAUCGCAUUUGUCCUACAUAAAUAUUGCUCGUAUUGGGAUUUCAUAUUAAACCAAUCAAUCCAAAGCAUUUUUAUUUCAUAGAUUUUGUUAUGUUGAUCAAAUAAUAUUAUGUUCAUUUCUAUAAACAAUAAGAAAGGACGUACGACACACUAAAUGUAAUAUAGUAAAUUUUAAAUUUAAAACGUAUUCAUAAAAUAUUAUAAUUAUAUUAUUCAAAGAAACUAUUUGUAUGAGUGCAGCAAAUGUUUGUUAAAAAAAAAAACCUUAAACUUACGUAAGAGAGCAAAAUUGAUAGUUUUAAGAUUUUUAAAUAUAAUUAGCUAUAGCGCAUAUUAACGCAUACGAGUAGAUAAAAAGUUAGAUCACUAUUUAUCCAAGUUGAAAAGAAAAUACAUUAAUUAAGUUUAUUUUUUAUUUUGUUUAAUGUUUUCGAAAUUUCUUUUUGUUUUAUAUUUUUGAAAAAUAAAAAAAUAAAACGUUUUCUGGUUGGAUUUAAACAAAACUAAAGUUAUACACGUUCCGUUUCGGGAAGAUCAUAGAUUUGAUGAUUAUUAUUAAAGUUUAAAUUUACUUUGAGGAAUUAUUAAGUUUUCUACAACAACAACACAAUUUAGUGGAUAUGUAUGAGUAAUAUGUAAUAUGUUGAACAAUGAUACGAGUAAACGUAAAAUAAAAAUAAUAUAAUAAUUAUAACAACUCCAAAUUAAA
Messenger RNA from Eupeodes corollae, 5817 nucleotides. RefSeq names its product bromodomain adjacent to zinc finger domain protein 1A (gene Acf). The transcript has 6 exons. Gene Ontology annotation, biological process: chromatin remodeling. Lineage: Eukaryota; Metazoa; Arthropoda; Insecta; Diptera; Syrphidae. Gene Ontology annotation, molecular function: protein binding. The coding region runs from base 515 to 4963 and encodes 1482 amino acids. The record is from RefSeq and is a predicted model, not a curated record.